GAUUCAGCCCACAGGAAAGUGACAGUCCUCUCCUAACAGGCCACAGGCAGUACACAACCUGCCUUGGACUCUCACUGUUGAUCAGGAAACUACCUCUGCCACCUGGCUAAAGUUACCAGCUGUUGCUUCUGUCUCUUCCCAACUUUUCUUUUUUUUUUUUUUUUUUAAAGUGGAUUUUGGAGCAAUCUGCUUCAUGUUUGAAGAUUAGUUUCAACUUGAAGUUCUGUUGGGCCGCAGACAGUCUUUUAAUAAUCACAAUAACAGGCUUUAAAAACGCCACCUCUCCACUGGUGGAAUGGACUAAGGUGACAAAGUGUGAGUAACUAAACGGGCAGAGCGCAGAGAGGACUACGCGGGGGUGCAGACUUCACACUUGGGAUGACGUUCAACCACAAGAAACUUCAGGCAACUCUGGAAGGAGGGCAAAGGAACUGAAGGAGCCUCAUCACUAUUGUGCAAUUGUCUUUCUUUAGAGUUGGACGCUAACUCAUGGAGCCCCCUUCAAUGAUCCUGCUAGGGCUCCUUCUAGUUUAUGGACUAGCCUGUGGAGUCCAGCAGACGCUGGGGAGUCAGUCAGACGGCAGCCGUGGCAGGGGCGGCACCCAAGAAUUUGAGAGCAGUGAGGAUGGUCUGGAAAGAGAUUUUAUCUACGCUGGAAGGAGCAAACGUGCUGCAGCUGACCAGCAGCAGGACAAAUGCUCCUACACGUUCAUUGUACCUCAGCAAAAAGUGACUGGAGCCAUCUGCGUCAACUCCAAGGAGCCAGAGGCCAUGCUGGAGAAUCGGGUCAACAAGCAAGAAUUAGAGCUGCUUAAUGUGGAACUGCAGAAACAGAAGAGGCAGAUCGAAACCCUGCAGCAGUUAGUGGAGGUGGAUGGAGGUAUUGUCAAUGAGGUCAAGCUUCUGAGGAAAGAGAGUCGAAACAUGAACUCCAGAGUCACUCAGCUGUACAUGCAGCUGCUCCAUGAGAUCAUCAGGAAGAGGGACAAUGCUCUAGAAUUGGCACAGAUGGAGAACAAGAUCUUGAACCAAACCUCUGAGAUGCAGCAGCUCACCAGUCGAUACAAAGACCUUGAGCACAAAUACCAGCACUUGGCUUCUUUAGCCACUAACCAGUCAGCUCUUAUUGCCUUGUUGGAGGAGCAGUGCCGGAGUCGACCUCCUCCUCGUCACGUUCCUGUCCCCCAGCCGCGGCCUCAGCCACCACCACCACCACCAUCACCCCCUAUUAAUAAGCCUUACCAACCACCUGUCAUUCCACGUAUCAACAACCCAAUCAGCAAUGAGAUCCAGAGCGACCAAAAGUCUCUACCACCACUUCUUCCAACAAUGCCUGCUGGUACACAUAGCCCAUCCACCACUGACAAGCCCUCUGGUCCAUUUAGAGACUGUCUGCAGGCACUAGAAGAAGGCCACACAGCCAGCGGCAUGUUCCUGGUCAAGCCGGAGAACGCCAACCGACUCAUGCAAGUGUGGUGUGACCAGAGGCAUGACCCAGGUGGCUGGACUGUGAUCCAGAGGAGGGUGGACGGCUCUGUCAACUUUUUCAGGAACUGGGAGACAUACAAGCAAGGUUUUGGCAAUAUUGACGGCGAGUACUGGCUGGGCCUAGAGAACAUCUACUGGCUGACUAACCAGGGGAACUACAAACUGCUGGUCACGCUGGAGGACUGGUCUGGCAGAAAGGUGUUUGCAGAGUAUGCCAGCUUCAGGGUGGAGCCUGAGGCCGAUUUCUACAAGCUGAGGGUGGGCCGCUACCAUGGAAAUGCUGGAGACUCGCUCACCUGGCACAACGGCAAACAGUUCACAACACUGGAUAGAGACCAUGAUGCAUACACAGGAAAUUGUGCCCAUUACCAGAAGGGAGGUUGGUGGUAUAACUCCUGUGCCCACUCAAAUCUGAAUGGAGUUUGGUACAGAGGAGGUCACUACCGCAGCCGCUACCAAGAUGGAGUCUACUGGGCAGAGUUCAGAGGAGGAGCUUACUCGUUAAAGAAAGUAGUCAUGAUGAUCCGUCCAAACCCAAACACCUUCCACUGAGCAUCUAAGGAACAUAUACCAUACUGUAUGCCUCUGUAAACAAAAAUAUUUACAGGCUUUAAUUUUUUGUUUUAUUUUAUUUUAUUUUUUUUUUUUUUUACAUUUUUGGAGUAGUACCAGGUCAAUGUCAGUUGACAAAGAGUCAGACAAAAGUGCAAUAUCAAAACAUUAGGGCAACACUCAUCUCCAUAACACAGCCCAGUAUCAACCCAGGCAAAGCGUGCAAUGGAAAUGCAGAUCCACUGAGUCUGUUUCAUGCUUUGUCUCUCUCUAGAUGUGAAACGUAGACACAUGCUGAAUUUGCACUAAGUUGCAGUGAGUUGCAGUACCAGCAUGGGGGCAAUAUUUAAUUUCCAGCCAACAACAUUCUACCACCUUUCUCCUGAUUAUCAGCCAUUUAAACGAUACUACACUAUGAGUAUUGUUUAAUAAAAACAAAAGACGAUACGAUAGGAUUAUGGAGGCCACAUUUGUAUGCAUUUCAGCCAUCUAGCUUGUUACCUUUAAAUAAAAUGUCACACCCUGGUGGUACUGCAACUUACUGCAGCUUCAGCAUGCGUGUCCAUGUCACGGCUAGGACAGGCAAAGCGUGACAUCCGCACAAUGUCGUCUAGUGCCUGGGCGGCUCUAUCACACGCUUUGCCGCGAUACUGGGUUGCAUAAGAAGCUCACAAAUUUGCGCCCUGCUUUUCUAAGGUGUGCACAUUCUUAGCAUAAUAUAUGAGACAAAUUAAGGCAUGCUCAUUGCUCAGGAGUUAUUUUCGAUACGCAAGAACCGUAGGUGAUACUUUAGGAUGUGAAGGAGUAAGUAAGUAGCUUUGAGAUAGGAACCCUACAAUAUAUAAAGCUGACACAGGAAUUGUAUCCAGUGAUCUUUUCAUUUCAUUUGUUUUUCAAAAGUGCAAUUUGUAGGAACAGUUACAUUUAUUAACUUGUAAUAGAGCCUUGAUUUUUGGCCAGUUUUUUUUUUUUUCAUUUAGAAAAAAUGUACAGUUCAUAUACCCCACAACCUUUUUUUUCCCUUUCCUUGUCUUUCUUAUUCUUUUUUAUUGUUUUUUAAGAAAACUAAAACUGUCAGUGAAUAUGAAUACCUGAUUGAUAGUAUUUUAUGGAACUUUUUUUUAAAAAGAUGAACUCAAUACCAAAAUUUGCAGAGGUACAUUCUUUUCAACCUCCUGUUUUGUUUUUAAUACUCGUUUUGAAAUCUUGAAUAGCUUGAGCAGGUAUCAUAAAUUUGCUUGUAUAAAUCAAGCACUGUAUUUACUGUAUAAAUCUCGCGGUUUGUUGAUGUCAACAGAUCCAACAAAUGGCGUUUGUACAUAAGAAAUCUGUAAAAUAAUGUAUUAAAAAUGUGUCAUGACACUUUAAAUUGCAAUAAAAUAUG
Molecule: messenger RNA, 3424 nt
Organism: Archocentrus centrarchus (flier cichlid)
Lineage: Eukaryota; Metazoa; Chordata; Actinopteri; Cichliformes; Cichlidae
Gene: angptl2b
Product: angiopoietin-like 2b
Exons: 5
Coding region: 490-2040 (516 amino acids)
Biological process (GO): blood coagulation
Source: RefSeq, a predicted model, not a curated record